Messenger RNA from Thrips palmi, 1302 nucleotides. Its product is annotated as methylmalonic aciduria and homocystinuria type D homolog, mitochondrial. The record is from RefSeq and is a predicted model, not a curated record. Gene Ontology annotation, cellular component: mitochondrion. The transcript has 8 exons. Lineage: Eukaryota; Metazoa; Arthropoda; Insecta; Thysanoptera; Thripidae. The coding region runs from base 221 to 985 and encodes 254 amino acids. Gene Ontology annotation, biological process: cobalamin metabolic process.
UUUACUUGUUCAACUUGUGUUUGUCUCUGUGCUGAAGUUUUCACGAAUCGAUACCCUAGUAUUUGUCUGUAGAGUCAUUUACUCCUAUUUGGUUGACAACUUAAAGCUGCGUCCUGACAUUAGAACCUUGGAUAUCAUUGAAGCUGAGCCAUCGUCUGCUAUAGUGUACGAGUCAAAUGUUAACCUAACCUGACUCCUCCUACGCAGUCACUUGCUAAUUAUGCUGUGUUCUCAACGACUUCUCAGUAGAAAUGUGGUGCGAAGUGUUAAUGUUACACUCCAAGCAUUAUACUCUGGAAAGCGCAACAGUGACAAUGGCCAGGAGGGUCAAGAUGUUUAUAAUCUAGUCCCGUACUCUGUUGAGUCUGAUGUUGCUGUAAAUAAUUCCAACUGGGAGCUAUUAGCUCAGAGAUAUAGACUCUACAUGCCCGGUAAAUUGGGCCAUGCCUGGUUAGACAACAGCUCAACAGCUCAUCUUGAAUACAGCAAGUCAUUUCAGAAUACCAAAGGAGGGUCAAUGGAAUAUUCUGCCCAAGAGUGCCCCCUUCUUCUUCGUGCAGGGUUAAUGGAAAUGUUCCCUGGUUUGGAUUUCCGUCAACAAAACACUACCAUCAUCAGUUUGAGACAACCUCUGUACCGAAGGGGACGGCGUCAAGACAUUGAUGAACUGACUAAGCUUUUCUUAUUAGCUGCUCAGAAAAUUUGUGGACAGUUAAUGGAUAUGGGCUACUGGGCAGACUUUAUCAACCCAUUUUCAGGUCGCCCCUAUUUUUAUUACAAAGUCCCUCGAGAUGUAUUGUACAAAACUGAUAAACGAUUUCACUGCAUGGGUUUCAACAUUAACAAUAAAGCCAACUGCAAAGUAAUAAGUCUCUCUGUUGAGGCUAAUCGGUAUAUGGUUGGGUCUCUCUUUACUUCUGCUCCACCAUUAGAAGCUAUUGCACCUUUGGUUAAGGAAGCUGAAGAAAAAUCUCAUCGAGACUAAAAAGUACUCCAAAUCUAUACUGCCAAAGUUUCAAGGGCUCACUUGAGCAUUGUACUGCCAACGUCUCAGUGGAUUUCUUACAUCUGAUGUUCACUUUAUUCCUUAUAUUAAUAUUGGUUUUGUUUGAUGUAGCUAAUCCUAGCUAACCUUAUCCAGCAAAUUGAGAGUAUCUAUUGAAUAUUCAUACAGCAAAUUGAAUGUCUUCUAUUGAAUCUGUUGAAUAAAAUGCAAGCCUGCUGUGAUUUCACUUUGUGAUCUUGUAUAGUUACUAAAAGGAGGCAUGAUUGUUGUAUUUAUAAAUAAACAAUUAAAAGACA